GAGGGCUAGACGGAAGUUCCUUGACAAAAUGACUGCAAAAAGCAAGGAAAGUGAUGAACGGAGAUACUAGAGGUCGAGCGAGUGAUGGUGUGCGUGUGUGUGUACUGUCCCGGGUUGUGUGGACCCCAUCUCCUUUAGGAUGACUCAUUGUAUGCGACUAGAAACCACCAUCAACACCGACAACCACGUAGUUGUAGCAGCAGAUCCUGGUUGUGUCUUUCAUCACACUCCAUUCAAGAUCAUCACAACAUGACUAAAAAUCGUAUCUGAUGUGUUGGCACAACUCAAAUUGGACUCAAAUGCUCUUCAUGGAGUGUCCACAGUGAUUUAGAACCAAAUAAAUAACAUAUUUUGUGUCAGAGUGAAUAGACCUCAUUUAACAGAGGCACCAUGGCUACCAUGGAGGACUACAAGUACCUCUUUAAGGUGGUAUUAGUGGGCAAUGCUGGAGUGGGCAAGACUUGUCUGGUCCGACGAUUCACACAAGGCAUGUUUCCCCCUGGACAAGGAGCCACCAUUGGAGUGGACUUCAUGAUCAAGACGGUCGAAGUGGAGGGAGAAAAAAUCAAGCUUCAAAUUUGGGACACCGCCGGACAAGAACGGUUUCGAAGCAUCACCCAAAGUUACUAUCGAUCUGCCCAUGCUCUCAUUCUGGUCUAUGAUGUCUCGAAUCAACCCACAUUCGAUGUUUGUCCGGAAUGGUUGAGAGAGAUUGAAGAGUAUGCAUCGCCUAAGGUCCUCAAGGUCCUUGUUGGUAACAAAAUUGAUCGAGAUGACCGAGAAAUUCCGACUGAAGUGGGCGAGGAGUUCUCCAACCGACAUGGGAUGUAUUUUCUGGAGACAUCAGCCAAAGGGUCAGAAAACGUGGAGCGCCUUUUCUCAGAUAUAGCUCACGAGCUUCUUCAGCAAUCCAAGAAUCGGGAAAUCCCGAGUUAUGAUGCCAAUUCCCAACAGAUUCUUCAAACUGGAGCCGGCCAUACCUCUUCAUUGAAUCAGCGUUGCUGUCCAAGAUCGUGAUAACUUUACCUACUUCUAUGAAUUUCGACCUGAUGAUUUCAACAUUCAUGAUUACUCCUUCAGUUGUUACGAAUGAUCCUCAUCAUCCCACCCACACACCCACGCCAAUAACAAUUCUGCAAUGCUUCUAGUCACCAUAAAGUUUCAGCUUUUACACACAAAUCGUCACAAUCAGUUUGAAGACUGUGGACCACAAGGUCGACACAUCAUUUUCUGCUCCUCUUUCGAGCACUGUGUCAAAAUCUACUUUUGAUAGAAAGGAAGUGGUACAAUUAAGAAGCAAAAACGCACAUGCAAUACAUUUCAUUGUUGAAGCCAUCCUUGUGGCAA
This is a messenger RNA of Tigriopus californicus, 1347 nucleotides long. It is a transcript of the gene Rab30, whose product is annotated as ras-related protein Rab-30-like. The record is from RefSeq and is a predicted model, not a curated record. Bases 391 to 1017 code for a protein of 208 amino acids. Gene Ontology annotation, cellular component: trans-Golgi network. The transcript is spliced from 5 exons. Lineage: Eukaryota; Metazoa; Arthropoda; Copepoda; Harpacticoida; Harpacticidae. Gene Ontology annotation, molecular function: GTPase activity; GTP binding.